This is a messenger RNA of Fusarium sp. VM40, 1473 nucleotides long. The record is from the annotation of a GenBank genome assembly. Lineage: Eukaryota; Fungi; Ascomycota; Sordariomycetes; Hypocreales; Nectriaceae.
AUGAAGUUCCUCAACACCUUGCUCUACGGAGCCCUGCUCUUCUCGGAAGUGUCAGCUACUAAGAAGUUGACUGCCAGUCAGGUUGAAGGCGACAUCAAGAAGUCCAACCUCCGAAAGACUCUCAAGGAUCUCGACUCGAUUGGAAGGAAGAACGGCGGCAACAGAGCCUUUGGUCUCCCUGGUUACAAGGCAUCUGUCGACUACAUCCACAAGGAGCUGAAGAAGUACAACAAGCACCUCAACACUCACAUUCAGCCCUUUAACUACACCUUCGAGCAAACGAGGGAUAUCUCGGUGCGGGGACCUGAUGGCGAGGAUGUCUAUGUCAUCACUCUUAUCUACAACAUAGGCACGCCUACUCCCGACGGUGUGACUGCUCCUCUUGCUCUUGUGCCAGUUGAUGACACACGUGGCUCCGGAUGUUUCGCGGAUCAAUGGGAGGGCGUUGAUGCCAAGGACAAACUCGCCCUUGUCAAGCGUGGCUCGUGUGCCAUUUCAGACAAGCUCAAACUUGCAAAGAAGGCCGGUGCUCGUGGUGUUAUUCUUUUCCACAACGCUCCUGGCGAGGGUAUCACCAGUGCUACCCUCAGUGCCGAGAACCUCAAGCUUAUUGUGCCUGUCGGUGUGAUUCCUCUUGAGGUCGGCACUGCGUGGAAAAAGCGCAUCGAGGCUGGCGAAAAGCUCGAGGUCACCCUGCUGGUGGACUCGUUCUACGAGACCCGAGAGACCUGGAAUAUUAUCUCUGAGACCAAGCAGGGCGACCCCAAGAAUGUUGUCAUGAUGGGUGCACAUCUUGAUAGUGUCCAGGAAGGUCCAGGUAUCAACGACGAUGGUAGUGGAACUGCUGGUAUUCUCGAGAUUGCCAAGUCCUUUACCAAGUACACUGGCUACAAGAACAAGGUCCGCUUCGCUUGGUGGGGUGCCGAAGAGAGUGGUCUCGCUGGUUCUUACCACUAUGGCGAGCAACUCACUGAGCAGCAAGCCGACCAAAUUCGAUUCUACUUCAACUACGACAUGAUCGGUUCUCCUAAGCCCAAGUACUGGGUUCAGGCUACUAAGCCUGCUGACCGAGUCGGUGGAGAUAUCCUGGCUGCUUGGCUACGCAAGAAGGGCAAGACGGUCGAGUGGGAGGAGUUCGGCGAAUCCUCUGACUACGCCGCCUUUGUCGAGCUCGGCAUCCCCUCGUCCGGCAUCUUCACCGGCGCCGACGCCGAAACCGACCCUUGCUACCACUUGGCCUGCGACACCAUCGACAACAUCCACUGGGGCGCGCUGACUCUCAACACCAAGGCAGCUGGUCGUGCUGCUGCCCAGUUCGCCCUCAGCCUGAAGGGCGUCCCCGGGCGCGACAAGGUUACGCCCAACCCCAAGAGCAAGAGGGCUGUUGCUGCGCGCUUCGAGCAGUGGCAGAAGAAGAGGACGCUUGCGGGCACUGCGCACAAGUGCAACCAUAAGACAAAGGAGGUUGUCUAA